AUGAAAUUAUUUAACAAGUCUUCGCUGCUUAAGAGACUUUGUGGCAAUUUUACUAGUAAAAGGCAAUUUUCAAGCAGUUUUUAGCCAGUCAGAUAAGCUUAAGUAAUUGUAGUAGGGGGAGGGCAUGCUGGCUGCGAAGCCGCAAGUGCUGCUGCAAGAACUGGAGCUUAAACACUUUUAGUAACACAGAAACUAUCUACAAUAGGUGAAAUGUCAUGUAAUCCUUCAAUAGGGGGUGUUGGAAGAGGUACCCUUAUAAGAGAAAUUGAUGCAAUGGGAGGAGUCAUUGGUAAAUGCGCUGAUCUGUCAGGCAUCUAAUUCAAAGUCCUGAAUAAAAGCAAGGGUCCUGCAGUAUAUGGGCCAAGAGCUUAGAUUGAUAGAGAUCUAUAUGCUAAAAACAUGCAGAAUAUAAUAGCGAAUACUGAAAACUUAGAGGUCUAUCUGGGGAGUGUUCAUGAUUUGAUAGUUGAGGAUGGACAGUGUAAAGGGAUUAUUUUAGAGAAUGGAGAGCACAUCAGAUCUCAUAAUGUCAUUUUGACUACUGGAACUUUUCUAGGUGGUAAAUGUUAUAUCGGUUAGAAGCAAAUAUCAGCAGGAAGGUUUAUGAGAAGUGGGGAUGGAGUUGAGGAGGCAAGUGAUGGAUUAGCUCACUCGCUGAGAAAGACAUUCCCUAUUGAUAGAUUAAGGACUGGAACACCGCCGAGGUUAAACGGGAAGACUAUAAACUAUGAAGGAAUGGAGAUCCAAGUAAGCGAUGAUAAAAUAUAGUUCUUCAGCUAUGUUCAUGAAUUCAAAUAGCUUUAGCCAGUUAAUCCUCAGAUAAAGUGCUAUAUUACAAGAACUAAUGCUCAUGCACAUUAAGUGAUUUUGGAUAACUUACAUCUAUGCGCAAAGCUUUCUCGAGGAGGUGGAUAUGGAGUAGGUCCUAGAUAUUGCCCGUCAAUUGAGAAGAAGCUAGAGAGAUUUGCAGAAAGAGAUGGCCACAAUGUCUGGCUUGAACCAGAAGGACUCUCAACGGAUGUUAUAUACCCAAACGGUAUUUCAACAGGCGUGCCAGAAGAACCCUAAAGAGAAUUUCUGAAAAGAAUACCAGGACUUGAAAAUGUAGAGAUGAUAAAGCCUGCUUACAUUGUUGACUACGAUUAUAUUGAUCCAAAGACGGUUCUAACACAUACACUUGAAACUAAGCAAGUUCCUAAUUUAUUCCUCGCUGGGCAGAUUAAUGGAACUACAGGUUAUGAAGAAGCUGCUUGCCAAGGUCUAGUAGCAGGAAUCAAUGCUGGUAGGAAAGCCUAGGGUAAAUCGCCAUUUAUAUUAAAUAGAGAAGAUGCCUUGACUGGAGUAUUAAUAGAUGACUUGAUAAAGGACGGAGCUGAAGAGCCUUACAGGAUGUUUACUUCAAGGUCAGAGUAUCGUUUAACAGUGAGAGCAGAGAACAGUGACUUCAGACUGUCUCCAAAGGCUUUAGACCUAGGUAUCUUAUCUGAGGAAUAAGAAUUGAUAUUCAAAGACAAGCAAGAGCUAAAAGAAAAGGCUCUUGAAUUCGUGAUGUAUUAUUCACUGCCUAGCUAGAAAUGGUACAAUAGGGGAAUAAAGAUGGCCUCGUCAAUUAAGACUGAUUAGGUUUCAGCUUUCAGAAUAAUGGGCUAUCCAGGGAUUGAGCCUGAGGCAGCUUAGAGAGCUUGGUAAAUGGAUGAACCAGAGAGGGAGAUUGACUCUAGAAUUAUGGAUCAUAUAUAUGUGGAGUCAUAGUAUAGUCACUAUGCAAGCUAGUAAAAAAGAAUGGCUCAGCACAAUUAGAAGUAUUAGUAUGAUAAGCUGUAAAAUGAGAUUAAUUGA
This is a messenger RNA of Stylonychia lemnae, 1839 nucleotides long. Lineage: Eukaryota; Ciliophora; Spirotrichea; Sporadotrichida; Oxytrichidae. The record is from the annotation of a GenBank genome assembly.